Penicillium alfredii is the source of this 1482-nucleotide messenger RNA. Its product is annotated as MFS transporter. Gene Ontology annotation, molecular function: transmembrane transporter activity. The record is from RefSeq and is a predicted model, not a curated record. Gene Ontology annotation, biological process: transmembrane transport. Bases 1 to 1482 code for a protein of 493 amino acids. Lineage: Eukaryota; Fungi; Ascomycota; Eurotiomycetes; Eurotiales; Aspergillaceae. The transcript is spliced from 5 exons.
AUGGUCGAGGACCACAAACAUCAAACCACUGUCCGAGAAUUGGUUCCGGGCUCUUCAAGCUCUGCAGAGCCCCCGUCCACUGCCAGCAGCAGCACAUUUGGCGAGGUGGACUGGAAGGGCCCUGAUGAUCCAGAGAAGCCGAUAAACUGGCCCCGAAGCAAGAAGAACCAGAUCCUCGGUGCUGUGUGUCUGAUGCGCUUUACCACGCCACUUGCCUCAUCGAUGAUGGCCCCGACCAUGCUCCAGAUUGAAAAGGAGUUUGCAGGCACAUCACCGAUGCUGAUCAACUUCACUGUUUCUAUCUAUAUCAUUGGCUUUGGUAUUGGUCCUCUGUUAUUAGCUCCUCUUUCUGAGAUCUAUGGCCGCAACAACAUCUACCAUGGAGGAAACGUCCUCUUCACCAUCUGCACCGCUUGCUGUGGUCUCUCCCCCAACGCUACCUCUCUCUUGAUCUUCCGCUUGCUCGCUGGUAUUAUGGGUGGUGCCCCGUUGACGAACGGCGGUGGUACCAUCGCUGAUCUGGUGCCAUCCAACGAACGAGGAUUCAUCAUGAGUGUGUUUAGUCUCAGCAUGCUGCUAGCUCCCGUACUGGGCCCUGUUGCUGGAGGAUUCCUGGGUGAAGCCGCAGACUGGCGAUGGAUCUUCUGGCUGCUGACGAUUUUGAGCGGCCUUACCACCAUCGUCUGCUUCAUCUUCCUGCGUGAAACCUUCGGCCCCGUCCUCCUCGAGCGCAAAACUGCCGAGAUGCGCAAACUGACGGGCAACCCCAUGCUCCAACCCGCCGGCAAAUCCCCCCUGCCCUUCCAGAAACUCCUCGGCCGCGCCAUCAUGCGCCCCAUAGAACUCCUCUGCACCAGUCCCGUCAGCAUCGCCAUGGCCCUGUACAUGGGUCUGAUCUACGGUAUCAUCUACCUGCUGUUCACCUCGUACACCGAAGUCUUCCAACAUACCUACGGCUUCAGUCAGGGCAUUGCGGGCCUCACGUACCUGGGCAUGGGUCUGGGCUGCGCAACACAGCUAUUCCUCGGCGCCUGGAGCGACAAACUCCACGUCCAGCUGACGGCGAAGAACGGCGUCGAGCGCGCAGAGUACCGUCUCCUGAUGCUGAUCCCUGCGGCGCUGUCUCUCCCCGUCGGUCUGAUUAUCUAUGGCUGGACCGCGCAGUACCACGUCCACUGGUUCGUGCCUCUUAUUGGCACUUUCUUUAUUGGUGUCGGCUUCUCGGGCUCCAUGACCAGUGUCCAAACUUACCUCGUUGCCGCUUUCACCUCGUUUUCGGCCAGUGCCCUCGCUGCCAACAACGUCGUCCGCAGUCUGGCUGGUGGCCUCGUCCCUCUGUCUGGUCCUGACAUGUACGCCAAGCUGGGCCUCGGAUGGGGCAACACGCUAUUGGCACUCCUGGCCCUGGCGUUCGGUCUGGCUCCUAUGUGGUUCUACCGAACCAAGGACCGACCGCAAGAAAGCAAAGAAUGCCCAGUCUAA